Filobasidium floriforme is the source of this 1872-nucleotide messenger RNA. RefSeq names its product LETM1-domain-containing protein. NCBI's taxonomy places the organism in Eukaryota, Fungi, Basidiomycota, Tremellomycetes, Filobasidiales, Filobasidiaceae. The transcript is spliced from 8 exons. The record is from RefSeq and is a predicted model, not a curated record. Gene Ontology annotation, cellular component: mitochondrial inner membrane. The coding region runs from base 1 to 1872 and encodes 623 amino acids. Gene Ontology annotation, biological process: intracellular monoatomic cation homeostasis. Gene Ontology annotation, molecular function: ribosome binding.
AUGGCAGCUAGACGAUGGGCUUCCACAUCGUCUUCUUCUCCUUCACCCCAAUCGACGGACAACUCGUCCUCAGUUACGGCAGAUUCGGUCAAGGCGUCAUUAGCGUCCUCGAAGGAUGUCUCCACCUCGACCUCGUCGUCUUCUCCACCUUCGACCGAGACCAAGGCCAUCGACACCCGACCGAUGCACAAACGAGCCUGGGCUACCAUCAAAAAAGAAGCCGCCCACUAUUGGGCAGGAACCAAGCUCCUCGGCUCCGAGAUCAAGAUUUCCAGCAAGAUCACCUCCAAGCUGCUCAAAGGUGGAAGCUUGACCCGUCGAGAGCGACGACAACUCCGACGAACGACCAACGAUCUGUUGAGGUUGAUCCCGUUCUCGGUCUUCUUGAUCGUACCGUUCAUGGAACUGCUGUUGCCCGUCGCUUUGAAGUUGUUCCCCAACAUGUUGCCUAGCACGUUCGAGGGCAAGCUUGCUGCCGACGAGAAACAACGUAAAGUCCUCAGAGUCAGGAUCGAGAUGGCCAAGUUCUUGCAAGAGACCAUCAGCGAGAGCGGGUUGCGAGCCGAAAAGGUCGUCAACAGUGACGAGUUUAAAGAGUUUUUCCGCAAGGUCCGAUCGACCGGAGAGAAGGCCUCUUCGGAAGAUGUCAUCCGCGUGGCCAAGCUCUUCCAGGACGACAUCACCCUGGACAACUUGUCCCGUCCUCAGCUCGUCAGCAUGUGCAGAUACAUGAACAUCAACGCCUUUGGAACGGACAACUUCUUGAAACAUCAGAUUCGGGCUAGAUUGGAGAAGAUCCGGGUAGACGACAUGAUGAUUCACGCCGAGGGUAUCGACUCGCUCUCGACCAAGGAACUGCAACAAGCCUGUCAAUCCCGUGGAAUUAGGACGAUCGGGAUCUCACCCUCGAGGCUGCGAGAAGAAUUGGGACAGUGGAUCGAAUUCCAUUAUACGAGCAGGAUCUCUGGGGUCUUGCUCAUCUUGAGCAGAGCGUUCCAUUAUGAUCAGCAGGAAGAGGGUGUCUAUAGGAGUUUGGAGGCGACUUUGAGCAGUCUGCCCGACAACCUGUUGAACGAAGCCGAACUCGACGUCUCGGGAGAAAAGGCGUCGUACAAGGAAAAGCUCGAAGUCUUGCAGCAACAGCAAGAGCUCAUCGAGGACGAGGCCGAGCAGGAGCAGGAAGAGACCGAGGCGAGGGAACAGGCCAAGAGGGAGAAGAAGGAAAAGGAAGAGAGGGAGAGGUUGAGCAGGUUGGAAGAGGAGGCCAGGUUGGCCAAGGACAUGUUGCCUGGGGAUGAGUUGACGGAACCUGCUGCCGCUGCCGCUGCCGAAAAGGACGGCAGGAUGACCAAGGAACAGCUCGGCGAGUUGGCCGAGGCCUUGUCCAUCUUGUCGGCCAAGUCCUCGAUCGUCAAGGAGAGGGACGAGCUCAAGCAGUUGAUGUCGGAUAACAUCGCUUCGGAGGAGGAAUCCAAGCUCAAGCCGGUCGACAAGGAGACCCCCGAGGUCUCGCUCAACAAGCGUAUCCGAAAGAUGAUCAAGACGAUCGACAACCAGCUCGAGACGUACGAUGAAAAGGUUGGAUCGUCAUUGAACACGAUCCAGUGUAACCCUCAAGGACAGAUCUCGUUGGACGACUUGAAGAGCGCCAUGCAGGUCAUCAAGCACAAGCCGGAUGACGAGACGAUCGAGGCCGUCUGUCAAAAGUUGGACGUGGAUCAGGACGGUUUCGUUGUUCUCGACCACGUCGUCGAACUGACACAGGAUAUGGGCCUCGGAAUCAUCGUCGACGAUCAGGCCAAAAAGAUCCUCGACAAGGGUGCCGAGAUCAAGGAUACCAAGCCCAAGAAGGAGGACAUCAUCUCCGACUAG